AUGGCCGAGGAUGAAGACAAUGGAAUAGAAUACUAUGGCCGAAAGAAAGCCAGAAAAGAAGUCCUUGGUGGAUUUGAUUCGGAUUCAGAAGGUUAUGGUGGAAGCGACUCGGAGAAGGAAGAUGAGGACGCUUCUGUCGAUGAGGACGCUUCUGUCGAUGAGGCUGAAGAGAAGCCCGACGCAGAGGGCAAUGGCGCUGGGGAAGUCGAAGAAGAUGAAGAUGACAUGUUUGCAAGUGACAACGAGGACAAGAAAGAGGUGCCCAAGAAACGUGUGGGCUUUGACGUGGACGAGUUUGAGAGAGAACAAGGCGUGGGCAAGUACGAUAGCGAACGCCAACAUGCCGAUGACGAAGAUCUAGAUUUCAAGGGCUCACAUUCACAACUAGAUCUUGAUGACAAGUCCGACAAUUCUGAAGAAGAUGUUCAGAUCGAGGCGUUUGACCUACGACAGGAAGCAGAACUGGGCACCUUCGAUAAGGAUGGCAACUAUGUUGCCCAGGGAGAUGAUCAGGAAGACGCUGACGAGGCAUGGCUAAGUGAUGUUAAGCGAUCGGAUAUCGAGAAGGCAAGGCAGGCACAAGCACAGAGACAAGCGUCAUCGAACCAGAAAGUAUCACGGUCCACUGAAGAGCUUCUUAAGAUAGUGAUUGGCUUACUUGAACCAUCAGAAACACCACUAGAGGCAUUAUCAAGACUCAAUCCUGCAAAGAAAAGAAACAAGCGUCAUCCUAUCCUGGAGAAGGAGAAGCUACGAAAGGAAAAAGUCUACGAGAUUACUGGCGCAUGCGAUGAACUCAUGAACGAGAAAGGCAUUGCUCAGCUUUUCGAAAUGAGCAGAGAAGAGCUUAUGCGCUAUUUCAAGCAGGAAACAGGUGAAGACUUUGUCGUUAAUAGAGGUACAAAAAGGGGGCCAGAUAGUCUCGAUAAUGAUGAUGAUCAAGAGAUGCAAACUGAGGACUACGGCCCCAAAGUUUGGGAAUUUCGAUGGAUUGGAGAUGAGACAGUCAACGGUCCGUACUCUGCUUAUGAGAUGAGCUACUGGAAAGGUAAUUACUUCAAUGGUGGCGUGGAAGUAAGACGCGUAGGCGACCCAAGCUUUAGACAAUUGACGGAUGAUGACUUCUAA
Messenger RNA from Candidozyma haemuli, 1128 nucleotides. Its product is annotated as U5 snRNP complex subunit. Gene Ontology annotation, cellular component: U5 snRNP. NCBI's taxonomy places the organism in Eukaryota, Fungi, Ascomycota, Pichiomycetes, Serinales, Metschnikowiaceae. Gene Ontology annotation, molecular function: protein binding. The record is from RefSeq and is a predicted model, not a curated record. The transcript has a single exon. The coding region runs from base 1 to 1128 and encodes 375 amino acids.